CCGUGGGGUGGAGUAACUGGGUCUCACUCGCUUAAAACGCGUCCCGCGGGAGUUUUAAUCUAAUCAGAGGAGGGGAAUGUCAAAUUCUGCUCCGGCUCUACCCCAGGACUGGAGACUAAACUAUAUACCCAUCCAAUUGAGGGUGACACGGGUUCUAGGAUCCCAGAGCCCGAGGUGGGGCUGGGCGAGGGAAGGGGGUGCGCAGGACAGCAGAGCUGGGGACCCGGGCUCCUGGGUCCUGGCCUCUGGACGUCCAGCGCUCCUCUAGUCCGCGGCCCUGACUCCUGUCCUCACUUCCUUCCCUUUUUGGCUCCUGCACUCAGAGCGGACGGACGUAGGGGGUAGCGGAAAGGGCGGGAGGGCCGGGAGCCUGGCGGGGGGAGUACAGGGGAGUGCGAAAAGCCGGGGAGGGGACUCGGCUGGGGGCCGGAGACGGACGGAGACAGCGGCCCGGGACCGGCGCUGCCCCCACCCCUCCCGAGCAGUCUCUCCCCAGGCGCCCAAUGGCCCAAUCCCGCUGACUACCCGGCCAUGCUCCCGCGGCCCCUGCGGCUGCUUUGGGACACGAGCCCCCCCGGGGGAGUGGUGCUGAGCAGCUUCAGGAGCCGAGACCCCGAAGAGGGUGGGGGCCCAAGCGGCCCGAGCGUGGGCGAGGGGCAGGAGGAAGAGGAGGAGGAGGGAGAAGGCGAGACUCUGAGGCGUCUUGGGUUGGGCUGUCUGGGCCCCAGUGGGGGAGACCUGGGCUCACCAGCCCCCCGGACCCCUCGGACCCCUCGCACUCGCUGGUACUGCCCCCUGCCGCCACAGGCCCCUCUGUCUGUCUGGGAUGAGGAGGAGGAUGGUGCCACCUUUACUGUCACAAGCCGCCAGUACCAGCCUCUUGAUCCCUUGGCCCCGACACCUCCCCCACGUUUGUUCCGAAGGCUUCGGGCUGGGACUCUGGAGGCUCUAGUCAGACACCUGCUGGAUGUCCGGACAUCAGAGGCUGAUGUGACCUUUACAGCAACCUUCCUGGCCACCCACCGCGCCUUCACCUCCACACCUGCUCUGCUAGGGCUUAUGGUUGACAGGCUGGAAACCCUCGAAUCUCAUCCUACUGAAGAACUAGAGAGGACAAAAGGGGUAGCCAUCUCUGUGCUGUCAACCUGGCUGGCCUCUCACCCUGAGGAUUUUGGCUCUGAGGUCAAGGGUCAGCUUGACCGGCUUGAGAGCUUCUUGCUCCGGACAGGGUAUGCAGCAGGGGAGGGUGUUGUGGGGGGCAGCACUGACUUCAUCUGCAACCUCCGGUCCCGGGUGGACCCCCAGACCCCUGAGCUUCCUAAGCCCCUGGCCCUCCCCGGCGAUCCCCCUGCUGACCCCACGGAUGUCCUGGUGUUCCUCGCUGACCACUUGGCCGAACAGCUGACCCUGCUAGAUGCGGAGCUGUUUCUCAAUCUGGUUCCCUCUCAGUGCCUGGGGGGCCUGUGGGGUCACAGAGACCGGCCAGGACAUUCCCACCUCUGCGCAUCUGUGCGAGCUACUGUUGCACAGUUCAACAAGGUGGCAGGGGCAGUGGUCAGCUCUGUCCUGGGGGCCACCUCAACUGGAGAAGAGCCUGGGGAGGUGACCAUACGGCCACUCCGUCCACCCCAGAGGGCCCGGCUUCUGGAGAAGUGGAUCCGAGUGGCAGAGGAGUGCCGACUACUCCGAAACUUCUCUUCGGUUUAUGCUGUGGUGUCGGCCCUGCAGUCCAGCCCCAUCCACAGGCUUCGGGCAGCCUGGGGGGAAGCAGCCAGGGACAGCCUCAGGGUCUUCUCCAGCCUCUGUCAGAUUUUCUCUGAGGAGGAUAAUUAUUCCCAGAGCCGGGAGCUGCUCCUUCAGGAAGUGAAGGCACAGCCCUCUCUGGAGCCAAACUCCAAGAAGGCCCCAAGGUCUGGCUCCCGGGGUGGGGGUGUGGUCCCAUAUCUUGGUACCUUCUUGAAGGAUCUGGUGAUGCUGGAUGCAGCAUCCAAAGAUGAGCUGAAGAAUGGAUACAUCAAUUUUGAGAAGCGGAGGAAGGAGUUUGCUGUCCUCUCUGAGCUGCGGCGGCUCCAGAACGAAUGUCGUGGCUAUGAUCUCCGACCCGACCCUGACAUCCAGCAGUGGUUACAGAGGCUCCGGCCACUGACAGAAGCCCAGAGCCAUCGAGUAUCCUGUGAGGUGGAGCCACCUGGUACCAGUGACCCUCCCGCCCCUCGAGUGCUUCGGCCAACACUGGUCAUCUCACAGUGGACAGAGGUUCUGGGCUCUGUUGGGGGUCCCACCCACCUUGUCUCCUGGGACCGGCCCAGUGUUGGGGGAGAUGAGGUUCCUGGAACUCCUGCUCCUCUGUUGACCCGGCUGGCCCAGCACAUGAAGUGGCCAUCUGUAUCAUCUCUGGACUCCGCCUUGGAGGGCACUCCAUCCCUGCCUGGUCCAGCUGGCCCCAGCCACCUCUCCCCACCUGCAUCCUCCCCUAGGCCUUCUCGAGGUCACCGCCGCUCAGCCUCCUGUGGUUCCCCACUUAGUGGGGGUGCAGAAGGGGCCUCCAGGGGGACUGCAUCUGAGGGAGGGGGGUCUGGGCCAGGGGCUUCCGAUUGUCGAAUCAUCAGAGUCCAGAUGGAGCUGGGGGAAGAUGGCAGUGUCUACAAGAGCAUCUUGGUAACAAGCCAGGACAAGGCUCCAAGUGUCAUCAGUCGUGUCCUUAAGAAAAACAAUCGUGAUUCCGCAGCGGCUUCAGAGUAUGAGCUAGUGCAGCUGCUACCAGGGGAGCGAGAGCUGACCAUUCCACCCUCGGCCAAUGUCUUCUACGCUAUGGACAGAGCCUCACAUGAUUUCCUUCUGCGGCAGCGGCGAAGGCCCUCUACUGCUACACCAGGCCACACCAGUGGCCCCUCUGCCUCAGGAACUCCCCCUAGCGAGGGAGGAGGAGGUUCCUUUCCUAGGAUCAAGGCUACAGGGAGGAAGAUUGCCCGGGCACUGUUCUAAAGAGGAAGCUCUCUUGGCUCACAUAACUCUCAGUGAUCAUAUCAGAUGUGGGUAGCCAUGCUGAAUAGUAGCAGUUACGUUGCAUUGGGAAGAAACCCAGAAAGGUGGCCAACCAUCCUGGGGCAGUGAAGUGCCACUGUUCAUCAGUCAAGAGAGCCUGCCCUGUGGGAACUGGUAAUCUUGGUAACCAAGUUGGAUAUCCAUAUAUAGCUCCUCACAUUCCGGGAAUGCAGCACACGGCUAAGUGCUAGAAAAAGGGGUCUGAUUCCUGGCCACGUCCUAGCAUGCCAAGGGCCAAGGAAAAGGCCACAGUAUGGGGAGAAGAAAUACCUAGAGGCUCUGAGCUCCAGGGAGAGGAUGGCAAGAAGUAGGUUCUAGUAGGAAUUUGUUUUCCUAUUCUGGGGGUUCCUGUCACUGUGACACUAAAAUAAACCAAACACUACCUGGAUCUA
Messenger RNA from Phyllostomus hastatus (greater spear-nosed bat), 3437 nucleotides. RefSeq names its product ral guanine nucleotide dissociation stimulator like 2 (gene RGL2). NCBI's taxonomy places the organism in Eukaryota, Metazoa, Chordata, Mammalia, Chiroptera, Phyllostomidae. Bases 532 to 2985 code for a protein of 817 amino acids. The record is from RefSeq and is a predicted model, not a curated record. Gene Ontology annotation, molecular function: guanyl-nucleotide exchange factor activity. Gene Ontology annotation, cellular component: plasma membrane. The transcript has 19 exons. Gene Ontology annotation, biological process: Ras protein signal transduction; positive regulation of GTPase activity.